Molecule: messenger RNA, 411 nt
Organism: Hibiscus syriacus
Lineage: Eukaryota; Viridiplantae; Streptophyta; Magnoliopsida; Malvales; Malvaceae
Exons: 1
Coding region: 1-411 (136 amino acids)
Source: RefSeq, a predicted model, not a curated record
AUGGGUGCCUGUGUAUCCUCAACUUCAACCUCAAGAACAGCCAAAACUGUCGGAGGAGGAUCCAGUGCAGUCAAACGCUCAUCGACAUCAGCCAAGGUGGUUCACAUGGACGGUCGUGUUCAAGAGUUCAGGCAAUCACUCCAAGCCAAAAACAUCGUUUCUCAGAACCCCGGCCACUUCCUUUGCAACUCGGAGUCGAUGACUAUCGGCACUAGCGUGCCCCAUGUGCCCGGUGACGAGGUGCUUCAACCGGGACAAAUUUACUUCUUGUUGCCACUCUCCCAAUCUGAUAAACCGCUUUCCUUGCCGGACUUGUGUUCCCUCGCCAUUAAAGCUAGCUCUGGCCUUGGCAAACACUGUGUGGACCUCUCCUCCAGUAACUCCAAACUCACCCUUAGGCGAUCAAGGUAG